Molecule: messenger RNA, 723 nt
Organism: Solanum lycopersicum (tomato)
Lineage: Eukaryota; Viridiplantae; Streptophyta; Magnoliopsida; Solanales; Solanaceae
Source: RefSeq, a predicted model, not a curated record
UUCUUCCUUGUACAGAUCUAUGACUUUACCAAAGGGUAAAACUUCUACCUAUAGAAGUGAUGAACAAGAAAUUGAUCUCAAUCUCACACUUGGUGGCAUUUAUAAUACUGGAAAUCCUAACGAAAUUUCAAUACCUCAGCAGUUUUCACAAAUUAUAGCAUCAGUUACCAACAAUCUUGCAUUUCAGCGGGCUAUUAAGGGUAUAAGAUCUGAGAUGAAUAACAACUCAAAAGAUAGGGAAGAAAUGCCUGAAAUUUAUGAGAAGAGAAAAGAAACUAAUCCAACAUUUGUUCCAGAAAGCAAUGGAGAAUCUGCUAUCAAAUUCAAUGCGAAAAAGGGAAAGUCAAUUCUCUUACAAGAAAGCAAUGGAGAAAAGCCAUCAAAGAAAGUUAAGAAUUCUGAUGAAGUAUUGGAUAAGGGUAAGUCAAUUGUAUUACCAGAAAGCAAUGGAGAAAAGCUGUAAAAGAAAGUUAAGAAUUCCAAUAAUGUUGUCAUUUUGAUGAAUACUAGUAAUCUACUAAGGACUAUGACUUGUGUUACAACUUCUGGUGGUAUCAUAAAUGAGAGGUUCUUCACGGUAUCUGAAUUUAUGAAGCAUGGCGGUGGGAAAGAGAUUCUUAAUCCCAUGAAGUUUAUUAAUGUAGUUGAUGAUGCAUAAAUCAACGAAUCUUAUAAAAUGUUGUCAAAUUGUUCAAAUUCAACCUUAAACUUUAUUUUGAUGUU